ACCUGAGUUAAAUGUUUAUUUUAUUAUUAAUUAAAAUAAAACCUGCAAUAGAAGUGAAAGUUUUGUACAACAUUGUCGAAAUAAUCGAUAUGCAUUUCUUACCAUCGAUGUUAACUGAAAAACACUCAACUAUGAUAGCCGGUGAGUAGUGUUUACGUGUAAGUGGGGCGUUAAGGAUGGCUAGAAAGUUGAAUUUGAAAGAUUAUAUUUCGGACGAUACUCUAGAUCUUAGUGUUAACGAUUUACAAGAAGUCCCCGUUAAAGAGAUUGCAGCUUUUCCAAAAGUAACUAGCUUGGAUUUAUCGAACAACAAAUUAACUACACUAAGUAAAUCAUUUUCUAUAUCUCUUACACAUUUGGUCAAGCUCGAUCUUGCAAGAAAUGAACUACGAGAACUUCCUAAAAAUUUUGGUUGCCUUGUUAAUUUGAAACAUUUAGACCUGUAUAAAAACAAGAUUGAAACCUUGCCAUUAAGUUUUGCCAAUCUUAAAAAUCUUCGAUGGUUGGAUAUGAAGGAUAAUCCUCUUGAACCUCAUUGGCAUCACUUUGUGGGCCCUUGUUUAAAUGCUCAGGAUUGUAAAGCUGCAGCAAAAAAUGUUGUAAAUAUUGCUGGUAUGAUGAAUGAGGAAAUUAGCACAGAGGUUUUAAGAACCCAAGCAAAGCAGAAGCAGAUAGAGGAAAAUGAAAUAAAAGAACAGGCCAAAAAGAAAGAGAAACAGAAAGAGAAGAAAAAAAGGAAAAAUGCUGCUAAACUAGCAGAAGUUAGUCCUAAAGAUGUUAUUGAAAAUGGUUCCAUUUCUGAAGUUGAAACUUAUAUACCAGAAAGUGCAGAACAUAAUGAACUCCAUGUCAAAAAUAAUAUUCAAAGUACUAUUGGAGGAAAAUUGAGGAAAGUUAUCUCCGGCUUGGUUUGGUCAGUCAUAUACUGCUUGGUUGUGUUUACAUUAGCAUUGCUGUUAUUGAAGCUGGUAAACGAACCAACACAUAACAGAAUAAUGCUUAGGUUGAAUAAAUAUGCCCAAUCAGCAGUGGCUCACUUACCAGGAUCGUUUCGUCUUAGUUGGCAUAAAUUCAGUACCAGAUUACUUAACAAUAUCAAAUAUGCUUCCCAAUACACUGUUACAGUCUGGCAAAUAUUAUAUAAAUCAUUUUUAAACGGAUAUGCAUUUUUAAUUAGUGAUCCGAGUGUAGAUGUUUGGCUAAAUAUGAUUAUAGAUAGUUUUUUAACAUUGUAUAUUAGAAUUUGUGAAUUGUUUAAUAUGUUUUUCAGUACUAUUAAAUUAAUACCAGUUAGUUGAAUAAAACAUUUCAUAUUUUGAUAA
Molecule: messenger RNA, 1322 nt
Organism: Nezara viridula (southern green stink bug)
Lineage: Eukaryota; Metazoa; Arthropoda; Insecta; Hemiptera; Pentatomidae
Source: the annotation of a GenBank genome assembly